Ictalurus punctatus (channel catfish) is the source of this 7054-nucleotide messenger RNA. It is a transcript of the gene neo1b, whose product is annotated as neogenin. Gene Ontology annotation, molecular function: protein binding. Gene Ontology annotation, biological process: cell-cell adhesion. Gene Ontology annotation, cellular component: membrane. Lineage: Eukaryota; Metazoa; Chordata; Actinopteri; Siluriformes; Ictaluridae. Bases 625 to 4953 code for a protein of 1442 amino acids. The record is from RefSeq and is a predicted model, not a curated record. The transcript has 29 exons.
CGGAAUCCCACUCAUGUGCUGCUCCACUGCCGGGUGUUUUCAUCGACCAGCAGCUACUACUACAAACCUCCUCAGCACAGCACCGCGACUCCACACUCUACACUGCAGUGUCUCUACUGUAUUCAUGUGCGUGGACCGGUGUGUGUGGUAUGUGUGUGUGGUAUGUGUGUGUGUGUGUGUGUGUGCGGGGAGGCAGCCUACAGAACAUUUCCAGCUCUUUUCUGUUACUUCAUUACUCCUUUAAAGCUGUAAUGUGACUGCUUGUGGCGUUUGUCUCCCCCCUUUUUUAAAAAAAAACAAAAACAAAAAACAAAACAAAAACAACAAAACCCCACCAAAAACUCUGCGUCUCCUUUUGCAGCUCCUUCUCGCUAAGUUGAAUCCAAACCGCCGAGAGCUUCUCUUCUCCCUCCACAAGCUCAAUGUGUCUCCUGCAGGACAAUUCACACCUCUCCGGGCUUCUGCUCUUCUCAGCGUUUUGCUGCCAAAUUCCUGCGCCGGUUUUCUAGUUCAACUUUGCAGCGAACUCAGUUUCCCUUGCGGUUUUUUUUUAAAAAAUAUACAUAUCUGCAUCUCUAUCUAUUUUUUUGUUUACUUUUUGUGUGUGUGUCUCUUGUGGAAGUGAUGGCGGAGCAGCGAGCGCGUCUGUUCCUCGUUAUUUCAGCAGCUCUCACCUCUCUGUACUCCGGUGUUUCUCUUGCACAGAAAGUGAGGACAUUCACUCUGCUGCGGUUCUCCGUGGAGCCGGUGGACGUGUUCGCUGUACGGGGUUUACCCGCCGUGUUGAACUGCUCGGUGGUGAGCGAGUAUCCGGUGAGGGUAGAAUGGAAGAAGGACGGCACGUUCCUGAACCUGGCGGCAGAUGAGCGCAGACGCCUCCUCCACGACGGCUCUCUGUUCAUCAGCACCGUGGAGCACUCUGUUCACAACAAGCCAGACGAGGGCGUGUAUCAGUGUGUGGCCUCCAUCGACAACCUGGGCACCGUCAUCAGCCGCGCCGCCCGAGUCACCGUGGCAGGUUUGCCGCAUUUCUCCAGCCAACCAGAGAGUGUGUCUGUACAUCCUAGGGGUAACGAGCUGCUAAUUUGUGAGGUGAGUCCGGAUCUUUCUCCCUUCACGCACUGGCAGAGGAACGGUCAGGCUGUAGAGACGGACACGCGGCUGAUAAAGCUACCCCAUGCGGCUCUGGUGAUCAGCAACGCUUCACAGGCCGAUGCCGGUGUGUAUCGGUGCAUCAUAGAGGGACUAGGGCCGGCCAAGACGAGCCAAGAUGCUCAGCUAGAGCUUCUACCAGAUUCUGCUGUUGAUGAGAGAAUGGAAAUCCUAAUGGGCCCGUCUGCUGUGUCCAAGCCGGUAGGAGAGACGGUGCUACUGCCAUGUGUGGUGAAGGGCUUCCCACUCCCUGUCAUUCGCUGGAAGCAGAACAGCAAGGUCAUUGAUGAGAGUGAUGAAAGGUUUGCUGUGAUUGGUGGAGGCAGCCUGCAGAUUGUGAAUGUGACUGAGGACGAUGGUGGUACUUACAGCUGCCAGGCAGACAACGGCAAUGAGACCAUAGAGACCCAAGCAGAGCUUAACGUGCAAGUUCCCCCUCGGUUCCUAAAGAAACCCUCGAACAUGUACGCUCAUGAGGCCAUGGAUAUUAUCUUUGAGUGCGAUGUCAUGGGCUCCCCAGCUCCGACGGUGAAGUGGGUGAAGAACGGAGACGCUGUCAUCCCCAGUGACUACUUUAAAAUAGUGAAUCAGCAUGAUUUGCAGGUGCUGGGAUUGGUGAAGUCUGAUGAAGGUUUUUAUCAGUGUGUGGCUGAGAACGAGGUUGGCAAUACCCAGGCUAGCGCCCAGCUCAUUAUCCUGGACCUGGACGUUGCCCUCCCCACAUCUCCCGUCCCCUCACUGACCAGUGCCACUACUGACCAUGUAGACUCCAGGGAGCGUUCAGGCUCCAUCCCGUCACCCCCGCGCGACCUCGUGGCUUCACUCGUCUCCACCCGCUUCAUCAAACUCACCUGGAGGCUUCCGGCCGAGCCGCACGGAGACAACCUCACCUACUCCGUCUUCUACAGCCUCAAUGGUUCCAGCAGGGAGCGUGUUGAGAACACCACAGCUCCAGGAGAACUGCAGGUCACCAUCGACAACCUCGUUCCUGACACUAAGUACACAUUCAGGGUGGUGGCGUCCAACAGAAACGGCCUGGGUGAAAGCUCUGCUCCUCUUACAGUGGCCACCCAGCCUGAAGUGCAGGUGCCAGGACCUGCUCCCAACCUGCAGGCUGUGUCCAUUACAUCCAGUACAGUCACGUUGACCUGGGAGAGACCACUCAUGGGGAACGGAGAAAUCCAGACCUACAAACUUUACUACAGUGAGAAAGGAAAGGACGUGGAACAGGACAUAGAUGUUGUAGGUUUGUCUUACACAAUGACAGGACUGAAGAAGUUCACAGAAUACAGUUUCAGAGUCGUGGCUUACAACAAGCACGGACCUGGAGUGUCUACUGACGACCUGAGCGUCCAGACCCUUUCUGAUGUACCAGGAGCUGCACCUCAGAAUAUCUCUCUCGAAGUCCAGAACUCGAGGAGCAUUAUGGUACGAUGGCAGCCUCCUCCUCCUGGCACCCAGAAUGGGGAGCUGACGGGUUAUAAGAUCCGCUACAGGAAAGCUGGGAGGAAAGGAGAUGCAGCUGAGAUUAUAACUAAUCAACUCUUUCAGCUUAUUGAGGGUUUGGAAAGAGGUACCGAGUAUUCAUUCCGGCUUUCGGCCAUCACGGUGAACGGUAGCGGCCCGGCAACCGAGUGGAUCCCCACCGAGACCUUCGAGAACGACUUGGAUGAGUCUCAGGUACCUGGAGUGCCCAGUUCACUGCACGUGCGUCCGCUGGUGAAUAGCAUCGUGGUGAGUUGGACACCUCCAGAAAACCAGGACAUCGUAGUGAGAGGCUACAGCAUCGGCUAUGGUAUAGGCAGUCCUCACUCGCAGACCAUUAAAGUGGACUACAAACAACGCUACUACAGCAUUGAAAACCUGGACCCAAGCUCACACUAUGUGAUUACGCUGAAGGCCUUCAACAACAUGGGUGAGGGAAUACCUGUGUACGAGAGCGCCAUCACCAGGCCUCAAUCAGGUCCCAUAGAGCCAGAUAUUGAUUUAUUUAAAAUGUAUCAUCAUACCCCUCACACCCCAGCGCCCGAGCCUUCCCCCAUGCUUCCCCCAGUGGGCGUGCAGGCCUCCGUCAUCAGCCACGAUGCCAUCAAAGUCUCCUGGGCUGAUAACUCGCUGUCCAAGAACCAGAAGAUCACCGACUCCAGAUAUUACACAGUUCGCUGGAAGACCAACAUACCAGCCAAUACCAAAUUUAAGGUUGCAAACACCACCACUCUAACAUACACAGUCACGACCCUGAAGCCCAACACGCUGUACGAGUUCUCAGUCAUGGUGACCAAGGGUCGGCGCAGCAGCACGUGGAGUAUGACUGCUCAUGGCACCACCUUGGAGACCCUUCCCACAUCCGCCCCUAAAGAUGUCACAGUGGUGAGUAAAGAGGGUCGUCCGCGCACCGUCAACAUCAACUGGCAGCCACCAUCAGAGGCCAAUGGCAAAAUCACAGGCUACAUAAUUUACUACAGUACGGAUAUGAAUGCGGAGGUACAUGACUGGGUUGUGGAGCCAGUGAUGGGGAACAGACUGACCCACCAGAUCCAGGAGCUCACGCUAGACACCACGUAUUACUUUAAGAUCCAGGCACGCAACUCGAAAGGCAUGGGGCCUCUCUCUGAUACAGUGCACUUCCGCACACCCAAAGCUGAGCCCUCCGACAAAAUGUCAAGUGACCAAGUAGGCUUUCAGGGGAAGCCAGGUGGACGUUCUCCAAUGCCAGACCAUGGGUUUGGAUCCUCUUUAGAUAAGCCAGGAAUCACAGGCAGUCAGGAGAAUCAUAUCCUGGUGAUCAUCAUCAUCGUUUCUGUGGGAGCGUUCACCAUCAUCACCGUGGUAGUGGGUGCAGUCCUGUGUACACGCCACUCCAACUCCCAUCAGAAAAAGAAGCGAGCUGCCAGUAAGUCCAGUAAUGCCUCUCACAAGUAUAAAAGCACCUCUAAAGACCUGAAACCUCCGGACUUGUGGAUCCAUCACGAGCGGCUGGAGAUGAAGUCUAUCGACAAAUCACCUGAGCCCAACGUGGUGAUGACGGAGACGCCCAUCCCCCGCAGCACACACGAGGCGUCCAGUGGCGAGGCUGCACACCAAAGACCAAACACGUACCGAGGUCAUGAGGUCGAGGAAAGCGUGUCUACACUAGCAGGAAGAAGGGGAAUGAGACCCAAAAUAAUGAUGCCCUUCGACUCACAGCCUCCACAACCUGUCAUUAGCGCACAUCCCAUCCACUCUCUUGACCACCUUCAUCAUCACCACCAUCAUCACUAUCACCCUCCACCGCGUGGUUACCUCCAUCACCAGAUCAGCCUGAGAGCUCCUGCUACGCCCUCUUCCUCUGGCCCUUAUUUAGACAGACCUUCUUCUUCAGAAUCUGUAAGGACUCAGCCGCCUGCCCCCGAGCUGCCAGUCGCCCCCAGCACAGCUGACCUGCAGCACACAGAGGUGCUGAUUAAAGAGGACGAGCCACACUGCUAUAAACCUCCCACAGCCCACGUCCACCCCACACACCCCAUGAAGAGCUUCACCGUGCCCACUGUCACUGUGUCAACUCACAGCACACCCAGCUCUGCCCUGCCCUGCACCGUGCUCAUGCCCCCACCAGUUCCCGGUGUGAAGACGGCAUGUAUCGGCACCCUGAGCAGAGCUCGUGCCCCUGUGGCCGUCACUGUUCCCAGUGCUCCUGACCAAUCAGAAACCAGCAAGAUGCUGCCACAGAAAGAGUCUGCCUACAGGACAGAUGAGCUGUCAGAGGAGAUGGCACAUCUGGAGGGCUUGAUGAAAGACCUGAACGCCAUCACGACGGCCUGAACUCGUUAACCCCCAUCCACAGCGGCCGAACGUAAACUCUGAGGAAAGCCUCGAGGUGUGUGUUUUUUUUUUUUUAUAUAUAUAUAUAAAGGAACCAGCCAGACGUUAUUUUCAAAGCGACGGGCAAGAGGACGUGUUUCGGAUAUUUGGUUCUGCAUUUCUCCGGAUGAGCAGCCGAGGCGAGGUGAACAGUUGCAGAGGUUUCACCAAUCGAAAGCAAGUACUCUGAGGAAACCGGACGUUUUUACUGUUGUAGCUUCACGACUCCAUGUCGGUAUUUUUGUGUUUUGUUUCUGUGUAUACAGUAUGCAUAUAUUAUUUUUGUUCUUUACAUUUUACGUGCUCAUUUGUAAAUCUGUACACGCCAUUUGAAAGGUGUGGAUUUUUAUGGACUCCAUUUCAAGUCGCCAUGCCGUUUACAUUUCCCCUACACGUGAAAGGUAGCGAGUGUCUUGUUCAUACGAGCAUGGACGUUGCCUUCGGUUUAAAAUGGCUGUAUUGUUUAAAACUCUACACUGAAGAAUGAAUAUGUUCCUUGGAUUAGAGAGACACGAUGCCGUGCGUUCUCUCCAAGGGAAACUUGUAGCAUGAAACUCUAAAUAUGCAUCAUAAAUUAUAUUACAGGAGUCUACAUGCUCCAAUACUGAUGUGUAUAGUAGGAUGUAAAGGCUAUUUUUGCUAAUUAAAAAAACAAACAAAAAACUCGUUUUGAGCGAUUGCAUCAAGUCUACAGUGCUGGAGUUUACACGGUGGAUGGAGACAUGACGCAUUUGGACCUUGAGCGUCACCUUGAACACCUCGUCUGCUCAUGAUUCAUCUGUGCGAGCUGGAAGCACCGCAAACUGAAUGAAGACGUCAAUAAGAUGUGGUUUUUUUUUCUUCUGACCUGACUUUUUAAGUAAUGCACCAAUUUUCUCCUUUCUACAUUUCCGAAAGACACUUUUUAUAUCGUGUUUGUUUUUUGUUUUUUUUAAAUAAAAGGUAAGUAUGUUGAUUUGUAAAUUAUGAUAUACAAAGUCCCCACCGACCUUCUGUUCCCAUCACGCCUCCUGACCUACCGCCAGAGCAUAUGAACUCUAGAGCGCCAGCUCCAUUUCCAUCGUUUCAUCCAAAUGAAUGUUAACGUGACGGUCAGAAACCCUGCUAAUGGAUAAAGUGUUUGUAAGCGUGUUAGCGAAUGGAUUUGUCGAACUCUCCAAACGUCCGCUGGAACCAUCAGAACUUCAGUUGCACAUUUUGUAUGGAGUUUAAAAAGGAAACACUGAUGUCAUGUAAAAACGAAGCUAUUUUCUGUAAUAACGGAGACAGUUUUAUGAACCCUGUCGUUUGAUUUGUCCUUGUACUAUGAGCUCAUACUGCUUAUUUUUGCUGUUGUACAAUGAUGUGACAGUCCAGUGGAAAAUAUGUUGUUCCAAAAAAAAUAAAUAAAUACAUUUUUGUAAUUCGUCUUAACCUGUGCAAUUUGUGUUGCUUUAUCAGUGUGUGUGCGCGCUUGUUCUAACAACCCAAUACUUUAAUUUGAUAAAAGGUGCAUUAAAAAAAAAUUAUUAAUUUUAUUUGCUUAAUCGCUAGAUCUGAGAAUAAAUCAGACAAAAUACACAAUUUUAUAAAUUUCACAAAACCUGUUACUGUUCAUUUUAUUUAUGAAUCCAAUCCUUAAGGUGCAAAAAAAAAAAAAAAACAUUUUCUGCUUAGAAAAUUCAAACAUGCUAAGAUUUUUUUUUCUUCCGAGAAGCGUAAUCAAACUCAAAAAGGCCACUAUUAAAUCAACGUUAGAUAAUAUUUCAAUCUUUUCAUAUAUUUACAGGCAAGGCAGAGAUCAGACACCAGCGUUCGGAUAUUUAUCCUUCAUCAUGCGGUAUACAAAAAUUAGCCGUCUUUUAUUUUGACUCGAACAUCAGACCGACUCGCUACGUGAAAUACGGUCGAACUUUACAAUUCCAGUGCUGUUUUAGAAUAAUUCAUUCAUCUGUACAUUUGACUCUUGAACGAAUGCAACAGUUCCCCUUAAAUUUGUUUGUUUGUUUGUUUUUCCCCCAAGAAUGAAUGGCACUUGGACAGAAUGUAAGAAAUGAAUACAAUAAAGGCUGAACUUGCAAGG